Zootermopsis nevadensis is the source of this 3248-nucleotide messenger RNA. Its product is annotated as ubiquitin-conjugating enzyme E2 Z. Gene Ontology annotation, cellular component: nucleus. NCBI's taxonomy places the organism in Eukaryota, Metazoa, Arthropoda, Insecta, Blattodea, Termopsidae. Gene Ontology annotation, molecular function: cysteine-type endopeptidase inhibitor activity. Gene Ontology annotation, biological process: negative regulation of apoptotic process. The record is from RefSeq and is a predicted model, not a curated record.
UGCAAGAAGGUCUGAGAAAGGUGCCACCUUGUGUUGUAGAAACGACACUCACUAUUGCAGUCUGUAGUAAUGAAACUAUGGCAAAAAUGCCCAGUGUUACUCUCCCAACUUCUUCAUUGAGUUCCAUAAGUACGGACUGGGACCCAGUAACCAAUUCUGAUGAGAAAGAAGUGGCGUCGCAUCAAUGUUUAUUAAGAAUCAAGAGGGAUAUGAUGUCCAUAUACAAUGAGCCACCACCAGGUCUAUUUGUUGUUCCUGAUGAAAAAGACAUGACUGUCAUUCAUGCGCUUAUCACUGGCUCAUUUGACACUCCAUAUGAAGGUGGAUUUUUCUACUUUCUUAUCCGGUGCCCAUCUGAUUACCCUAUCAGGCCACCUCGAGUGAAGCUGAUGACCACAGGUGCUGGAACUGUCCGUUUCAACCCGAACCUGUAUAAGUGUGGGAAGAUAUGCCUUAGUAUACUAGGUACAUGGACAGGCCCAUCCUGGAGUCCUGCACAGAGUCUGUCCAGUGUCCUCAUCUCUAUUCAGAGCCUUCUAAAUGAGAAACCUUACCACAAUGAACCUGGCUUUGAAAGAGAGAAAUGUCCUGGUGAUAUAGGACGCUACAAUGACAUUAUCCAACAUGAGACACUGAGAGUGGCUGUAUGUGGCAUGCUGGAAAAUGAUACUUGCCUUACUAUCCCUGAGGCACUUUGUGAAGUAAUGGAUAAAACAUUUCUUGAAUUCUAUGACUAUUAUGAAAGCACAGUCAGGAAGAAGCUUCACCUCCAUGGACAACAUAUGCAGUUUACUUUUCAGGACCCAUUUGGGGAGGACAGAGGUACAUUCCAGUACCGAAAUAUACUAACAAGAUUGCAGGCAUUGCAUGUAAAGCUAAGUGCAAAAUGCAACAGCAUUAGAAUUCAAGGGGAUAAAACAGUCUCAGACAAUGAGUGUUCCAGUGAUGAUUCUGACUUGGAUCAACCUGAUGAACCACCGGGUUUAGUGAGCAGUUGAUGAUUGAGGUUACCAUUAAGUCUGUGUACUUCUGUUGUGUCAUUGACUUACAUGACUUUGUGGAUCCUAGGACCAACUGCUAGUGUGGAAAAAAGGGUUCCUUGUUGUUAAGUACAGUACUUACCUUUGUUAAUAGGACUGUGAUUAUUGCAUCAUUGUUUUAGGGGCCAGUCUGUGUAUUACAGAACAAAAAUUUUCUUGAGGGUUUGAAGUUCUUGUAAGGUAUUUAUGGGUAAAGAUGAGAAUAAGGCCAAUUUAGUAGGAGUAUAAUAAUAAUUUUAAUUUUUUUCCGUAGAAAUGCUAAGUUGAAAAUUCUCCAGCUUCUGCAAAUUAUUUCAUCCUUUUAACAAUGGAAAAGUCUUCUAACUUUCUCUCCUAUGUUGAGAAAAUACCAACAGUCAAACAAGCAUUUAAUUAAUAACAGUAUUACUUUUACCAGAUUGUUGCACAUUUACCAUCCAACUUUCUGCUAAAGCGUCAUUGACAAAUCCUGACUUAUUUCUCUUUGUCACUAUGAUAUAUCAGUAUCUGUUAUGCUCUGACAUUAAUGUUUUUAUAUCCAUUGUACAUUAGCAUUAUGUUCAUAUCUUUGGAGAAUGUUAAGUGUUGUACUUGAAUGGUAGCGUGGAAAGAAGGUACUGGCAUUAUUCCUCGGCCGGUUUGAACCUGCAAACUUUGGGUCUAGUGGCAAGCAUGCUAACCACUAGUCCACUGAGGGCGACAGUGACAUGUUAAUAUCAACAAUGAAAUUAUUAGAAAUUGAGCUUUGUUGUAAAGAUGCUGCAGAAGUCAGGUUGUUUGAUACUGAUAACAGAGGAGAUUGUAAACUUUACCUGUAAUAAAAACUGCCCAAACUUUCAUAUUUGGAAAUCACGUCUUUGUAAUACCAACUAGGAAUUUGGACUAAGUCCUUCAUCUUAAUAUAAUAAAAUUAAGGAAUUUUUGAAGUUGGAUUCUGCUUCUGUUAUCGGGUAUACAGGAAGACAGAGAACCGUAGGUAUUGUAGGAAUUUAAUGUUAGAUAUGAAAACUAAGUAAUUUUUAAAUUACAUAGUUGAAAAUGUCUGUAUUGUAUUUGUAUAUACUACUUACAGUUUACAAUAUAACAAAAAUGUUUUGUUAUGUUGUCUUUCCUGAAGUGAGGUUGGUUCAUAGUCAUACCUGUUGUAUUUUUGUGCUGUUCUUGAGAGAAAUCUUUUAUUUACUCCAACUACAAACUCCUUUACUACCAGUAGUGAAAUAUAUAAUUAGUACUGAAUUACUUAACCUUAAAGUGAAUGUCAUUUCAUUGCAUUUAAUGAGUUACCAUUAAACUGCUGUUUUCACAUAAUCCAUUUUAACAAGAAUUGUCAUAUGCUUUUGCCAUUUCAUUUCCCUUGUGAUGGAUUUAGAAAGAUAGAAAGGAAAUUAAAUUUUUCUAAGGCAACCCAGCAGUUCCCUGAUAUAACCAAAAGAAAUCUUUUUCUUCUUAAGCAGUGAAAAAUAUCCUUUAGAUGCCAUUAAGGAUUUAGUACUAAUUCAUGUUUAUGCAUUUUUAAAAGACAGAUUUCUGUUUCCUAGACUUCACUUACAUGAUGAUAUCCCUUCAUUUACAAAAGUGCCUAUUGAAAAAUUCAAAUGUAUUUCUCCUUAAUUGAGCUUUCUAAAUUGGGUUGUGAACCAGCCUUUAUUUUGUUGUAAACAUGACCUGUCUGAAUAUUUUCUUACCAUUCCUUCAUAGUGUAGACUAGAUCUGGGGAAUACAACAGAGUUACAUCUUGUAAUCAAAUGCUGAAACCUUUGUAUGCCUCUACCAUAUAGGCAGAUUAAUGAAAUUUUCACUUUAUAUUCUUUGCUGUACAUUAUUUUUAUUAUUACACAGUAGCUCACAUUAGGUAAACAGUCUUUUGUUUCCAUGUAUUAUUUAUACAUUCUAAUAGCUUAUAAUAUUUUGAUAUGUGAAGUGUAGUUAGCAUUUAUUAUCAAAUUCAGGUUAGUUUAUAAAGAUUUCAGUUUCUCAUGGCAGUGAAAUGUCAUUGUUGGUCUUCUUGGUUGUGGCACUGUGGAUUAUUUGGUAAGUACCAAUGCCUCAGAGAACAUACUGCUUCCAUCUACAGCCCACAUGGCAUUACAGUCCAGAAGACAGGAAACUAUAUGAUGUCCAUAUAGAUCAAUUCAGUAAAAUCAUAUUCUAGAGCUCUAGUCUGAAACUUUGUCCUGUUGUAUAUGCAUUUGUGACAUUAUUGAAUAAAUAAGAUUUGAGGUUCUUACA